AAAACCAAACUAAUCACACACAAACGAAGGGGAAGAAAGGUUUCAAUUUCCAUGCCUUGUUCUGGGAGCUUCAACUAUGGGAAGGAGCAUGCCUUCAGAUGAUGAUCCGUUGAUUCAUCCGGCAUUGUCAUUCUCCCUCCUUGUAGCUGGUAUGGCUGCAACAAUGUCUAUAAUCUCUGGCCUGUGCCUAUGUGGGUUUGGAAGAAAAUCAUCACCUGAUCCAUCUUCUCCUGGAGUUAGAAGCACAGAGGAAGCAAAGGCAACAACAGCAACACCUGCCACAACAGAACAUGGGGCAGACACCACCAUCCCAUUGCCUCCACCAACAUCUAUGAUGGAAUUGAGAGACACAUGUUCUAGCAAGUACAUGCCAAAAUCUGAAUCCACAAGAAAGUUUGGUUCAACAAUGAGUGUCAAAAUCCCAAGAAGCAUGUCCCAGGCUAGGCAACUGGAGGAGAAGCUGAGUGAAAAGAAAAACAUAAAGUUGGAUACAGAUGAUAAUUCUAUUUGGACAAAGACGAUUAUAUUAGGCGAAAAAUGUAGGAUAAGGGAUGAUGAAGAUGAUGUUAUCUUUGAUAGAAAGGAUACUCAAAUUCACUCAACCCUGCAAACUUCCUCAAGUGAUCCAUAUGUAAUCCCAAGUCAAGAUAAUAUUCAGAAAGGAACAUAACAAGAAAAGAUGAAGAUUCUUGUUAUUUAUGUUAGCAAGGUGUAGGUAGACUUCUGUCUCAUAUGAAUUAAUGAAUGCAGGAUUUUCCU
Molecule: messenger RNA, 759 nt
Organism: Rubroshorea leprosula
Lineage: Eukaryota; Viridiplantae; Streptophyta; Magnoliopsida; Malvales; Dipterocarpaceae
Source: the annotation of a GenBank genome assembly